AUGGAUAGACUGCCCCGACUGCGGCGAAAACCGAAACCCCCGGCCAUCGAAACGUCUGUCGACCGCACCAGCAGCGACACCGGCGAGAGCAACUUGGCCACCGAACCCGCAAGCCAGCCUUCGCCGCAAAAGGCCGCCAUGAAAAACUCGCCUUUGCGGAGCCUCAAAUGGCGUGUGAAUGCUAAGCGCGCGAGAACGCACUCUCCAGCUCCCCGGCCGUCGGUUUCGCCCGUCGUCGCCGUCUUCAGCCAGGAUGGCGUGGCAACCCGGUCUACCAUGGUCGACGGCUCGUCCGCUAAGAACCGACCUCGGCCGGUCAUGCCAGCAUUCCUCAACACCUCUACGCACGGCAUCCAAGUCAAGUUCCAAGAGCUCACCUGGGCUGAUCGCAAUCGCGCCCUCCAAGCCGCUCGACCCGAUUCCGCCGCCAACUCGAGGUGGGGUUUCUUCAAGCAGACCGACGGCCCGCAAAGAGGAAUCAUGGACCGAUACUUCAACAUUAAGCCUUUUAAUUACAACCGCGUGAAGCUCCAAGUGCCCGAACACGAGUUCGACUACGUCAACGCGUCAACGGUAGUCCUCGAGCCCCCGGGGGACGACUCCCAGCCGCCAUUGCGAUAUAUUGCCAUGCAGGGCCCGACGCUGCCGUCUCUCAACUACGUUUGGCGAAUGGUGGCCGAGCAGACGGCAUCCCCCGCCGUCAUUAUCCAGCUCACGAGCAUGGUGGAAGGCGGAGCCGUCAAAUGCCACCAAUACUUUCCCGACACCAAGGACAACGCGACGUGGAACCUGAACGAGGACAAUGUUUGGAAAGACGACUGGCGCGCGCGGCUUACAUUCCACUCUCUGGAAGAGCUUGCGAACGGCGCCAUCGAGAAGCGGAAACUGCUGCUUCACGUCCAGGGGGAAGCGGAGCCGCGGACCGUGUGGCACCUGCUAUACACGCGCUGGCCCGACUUCGGGGUCCCCACAGUCGACGACAUGGACAAUUUCUUCGAGCUCAUGGCCAUUUCUCGACAUCACACGGAGCCCUCUAACCCCCGCAUCAUCCACUGCAGCGCUGGCGUGGGCCGCACCGGCACCUUCAUCUCCCUGGAGCACCUAAUGCGGGCGUUGGACGGCGGCAAGCUGGAGGCCACGGAGGCAAACUACAAGAGCAUGCCCGACGUCAUCUACGACACUGUCGAGAACCUCAGGCAGCAACGGUGCAGCAUGGUGCAGUCCGAGAUGCAAUACCGGUUCCUGUACGAGGCGACCAGGAAGCUGUGGCAGGUCAAGUACGGCGUCGGCGCGCUGGAUGGCCACGACGCGGACCACACCGGGAACAGCGAGCCCGCGGCCAAGAGGCUAGAGGUGGCAGGUCUCUCCUCUGCACGUGACGGCUCCGACUCUGCGUGA
Messenger RNA from Metarhizium album ARSEF 1941, 1398 nucleotides. RefSeq names its product protein-tyrosine phosphatase 2. Gene Ontology annotation, molecular function: protein tyrosine phosphatase activity. Gene Ontology annotation, biological process: protein dephosphorylation. The record is from RefSeq and is a predicted model, not a curated record. The transcript is spliced from 2 exons. Lineage: Eukaryota; Fungi; Ascomycota; Sordariomycetes; Hypocreales; Clavicipitaceae. The coding region runs from base 1 to 1398 and encodes 465 amino acids.